Messenger RNA from Eremothecium sinecaudum, 1314 nucleotides. It is a transcript of the gene RPT2, whose product is annotated as proteasome regulatory particle base subunit RPT2. Gene Ontology annotation, biological process: proteasome-mediated ubiquitin-dependent protein catabolic process. Lineage: Eukaryota; Fungi; Ascomycota; Saccharomycetes; Saccharomycetales; Saccharomycetaceae. The coding region runs from base 1 to 1314 and encodes 437 amino acids. The record is from RefSeq and is a predicted model, not a curated record. Gene Ontology annotation, cellular component: proteasome regulatory particle, base subcomplex. Gene Ontology annotation, molecular function: proteasome-activating activity; ATP hydrolysis activity; ATP binding. The transcript has a single exon.
AUGGGUCAAGGUGCUUCGAGUUAUGGAAAGGGUCAAAGAAACAAGAAAGAUAAGAAACAAAACCCAAAAUAUGAGCCGCCAGUUCAAUCUAAGAUCGGGAGGAAGAAGAGAAGAGGCCCAGCAACAGCAGAGAAGCUGCCCAAUAUCUAUCCUAGUACUAGAUGUAAGUUAAAAUUGCUAAGAAUGGAAAGGAUUAAGGAUCAUUUGUUACUUGAAGAGGAAUUUGUCACCAAUUCGGAGAUCUUAAAACCAUUUGAGAUGAAGCAAGAGGAGGAAAGAAAACAACUCGAAGAAAUUCGUGGUACUCCGCUAUCAAUUGGGACCCUAGAAGAAAUUAUUGAUGAUGACCACGCUAUCGUUACCAGUCCAACAACUCCUGAUUUCUACGUUAGCAUUCUGUCGUUUGUUGACAAGGAAUUGCUGGAACCCGGUUGUGCGGUGCUUCUACAUCACAAGACUAUGUCGAUAGUUGGUGUGCUGCAAGAUGACACCGAUCCUAUGGUUUCUGUAAUGAAGAUUGAUAAAUCGCCUACGGAAUCAUACAAUGAUAUUGGUGGCUUAGAAGCUCAGAUCCAAGAAAUCAAAGAGGCGGUUGAAUUACCAUUAACACAUCCUGAACUAUACGAAGAAAUGGGUAUAAAACCACCCAAGGGUGUGAUCUUAUAUGGUGCUCCAGGUACUGGUAAAACCCUAUUGGCCAAGGCGGUUGCCAAUCAAACAUCAGCUACAUUUUUAAGGAUUGUUGGCUCAGAGCUAAUCCAGAAAUACCUAGGUGACGGUCCAAGGUUAUGCAGGCAAAUUUUUAAAGUUGCGGCUGAAAAUGCGCCAAGUAUUGUGUUUAUUGACGAAAUUGAUGCCAUUGGCACCAAAAGAUAUGAUUCCAACAGUGGUGGUGAAAGAGAAAUCCAAAGAACUAUGCUAGAACUAUUAAACCAGUUAGACGGUUUUGAUGAUAGAGGAGAUGUGAAAGUUAUUAUGGCUACGAAUAAAAUCGAAAGUCUUGAUCCGGCCCUAAUUAGACCGGGUAGAAUUGACAGAAAGAUUCUGUUUGAGAACCCAGAUAUUGCAACGAAGAGAAAGAUCUUGGGUAUUCACACAUCAAAGAUGAAUCUGAGUUCGGACGUCGAUCUAGAAAACUUAGUUACAUCCAAGGAUGAUCUAUCAGGUGCCGAUAUUAAAGCAAUGUGUACGGAAGCUGGUCUAUUAGCGUUAAGAGAAAGAAGAAUGCAAGUUACCGUAGAGGAUUUCAACCAGGCGAAGGAGCGUGUUAUGAAGAAUAAGGUUGAGGAAAAUUUGGAAGGUUUGUACUUGUGA